AUGAAAAUAUUUCACCUGAAAAAAAGUAAAAAUUUAAAGACGCUCGAGAAGUUAUUUCAGAUGAUGAAGGGUAAGUUGAACAAGAAGACCGUUAACAAGGUUAAAAAGAAAAUGUCUAUAGAAAAAAAAGAAUCAAAACGGAAAUACCCGGUAAAUAAAAGUUUUAAGGAGAAUAAAGACGCAUGA
Messenger RNA from Clunio marinus, 186 nucleotides. The record is from the annotation of a GenBank genome assembly. NCBI's taxonomy places the organism in Eukaryota, Metazoa, Arthropoda, Insecta, Diptera, Chironomidae.